UCAGUGUGCUUGGCGAGGCCGUUUGCUCCGGCAUAAUUCGAGUUUAAUUUGUCAUGCGUUGGUUUGCGUCGGCCAUGCGUUGGUUUAAGUAUUUUUUCAGUUUAUUACGCCAGCCGGAGAUCGAUGAAACCGACACAAUGAAGUUCCUGGGCUUCGAGGUGUGCGGCGUGAUCGGUUCUGGGGGUUUCGGCGUCGUUAAACUGGCCAAGUCAAAAAAGCAUAAAUCAUACGUGGCUAUUAAAACGAUGGACUGCAGGUGGGUGGCUUUGAGGUCCCAAUAUUCAGUUCUGGAGGUGGAAAUCGACAUCAUCAGCAAAAUAAGGCAUCCACACAUCGUGCACGUUUAUGAAGUGAUUAGGGUGUGGGACAAAGAGGUGUACAUCGUAAUGGAAGCAGCCCAGUCAUCUCUGGGGGAGGUACUAAAAACCGGGCCUAUCCCCAGUCACACAGCUAGACGGUGGUUCUCUCAGCUCGUCAGUGCGUUGGACUACAUGCACGAGCAGGACAUUGUCCACCAUGAUCUGAAGUGUGACAACAUCCUCGUGACCGAAGAUUGCAAUGUCAAAAUAACUGACUUUGGAUUGAGUUGCGUUACAAAAGGCUACCCUGAGCUGUGCAACACGUUUUGUGGCACCUUGGGGUACAUUUCACCUGAGGUGCAUAACAGAGAGGCAUAUGACGGCAAGAAAAGUGACGUUUGGAGCCUGGGGAUAGUGCUGUACGUCAUGGUCACCGGGAAGCUUCCCAGCUGUUCACGCAAGAAGAAAGAGCUUGCAAAUCUGUUUCCAGAUUACGUCGAAGAGUCCUGCCGUGCUUUAAUACUGGAUAUGCUGCAGUUAGAUCCGAGUGCUCGGCCUACGGUGAGGAAGCUGUCAAAGCACCCUUGGCUGCAGUCUGACGUGCAGGACACGCCCACUUCUGAAGAUGACAGCCCUGAAACGUUCACAUCUGAAGAUAAAUGGUCUGAAACGUUCACAUCUGAAGAUAAAUGGUCUGAAACGUUCACAUCUGAAGAUGAAGGGUCUGUAACGUUCACAUCUGAAGAUAAAGGGUCUGAAACGUUCACAUCUGAAGAUAAAUGGUCUGAAACGUUCACAUCUGAAGAUGAAGGGUCUGUAACGUUCACAUCUGAAGAUAAAGGGUCUGAAACGUUCACAUCUGAAGAUGAAGGGUCUGUAACGUUCACAUCUGAAGAUAAAGGGUCUGAAACGUUCACAUCUGAAGAUGAAGGGUCUGUAACGUUCACAUCUGAAGAUGACAGCCCUGAGGAGGAGCACGGGUUUGGCUGCUUAGGCCGCAUUCUGCCAUUUCAGGCUGUACUUAAAAGGGUAGCAGGUGCUUGUGCUAAAGCCUUCCGGGUAUUCCGACAGAGGGUAAAGAGGCUUUUCCGCAAAUAAAAUAAAGCAAACAAAAAAAGACAAUUUAUAAAUAACAUUAAAGAAAUGCAGCUAACCAAAAAAGGACAAAUAAAAUUGAGCAAACCAAAAAAGACCAUUUAAAUUACAUGCAAUACAAGAAAUGCAGCAAAACAAAAAAUAAAUAAAUAAAUUAAAUUACAUUAAAGUAAUGCAGAGCAGUCCCGACCCGCCUCAUAAACUGGCUGUUUUCGGGCUGUUUGAAUGAGCGAAAUCUGUUCAGAGUUAUGUUAAUUAACAUUGCAACUCUGAAGAAGCAUAGACCUAUUAUUUAAGAAAAAUGUUUAAG
Astyanax mexicanus (Mexican tetra) is the source of this 1704-nucleotide messenger RNA. Its product is annotated as testis-specific serine/threonine-protein kinase 6-like. Gene Ontology annotation, biological process: intracellular signal transduction; protein phosphorylation. The record is from RefSeq and is a predicted model, not a curated record. Lineage: Eukaryota; Metazoa; Chordata; Actinopteri; Characiformes; Acestrorhamphidae. Gene Ontology annotation, molecular function: ATP binding; protein serine/threonine kinase activity. Gene Ontology annotation, cellular component: cytoplasm. Bases 54 to 1397 code for a protein of 447 amino acids. The transcript has a single exon.